Molecule: messenger RNA, 856 nt
Organism: Botrytis cinerea B05.10
Lineage: Eukaryota; Fungi; Ascomycota; Leotiomycetes; Helotiales; Sclerotiniaceae
Exons: 1
Coding region: 171-755 (194 amino acids)
Source: RefSeq, a predicted model, not a curated record
GAGAUCCCUUUAUCCGUACAUCACUUCACGAAACUCUUCAUGUCAUUAACAUCGUUGAUUGUCCAAAGAGACUUCAACGUAAAUCUCCAACUUUCCAUACUUCCCCGUACAGAUGCAUAGCAAUACAUCGAGGUUGCCACUUCGAUAAUACAAGAAGGGCUUCGCAAACCAUGCCGCCCCUCACAUUCCUUGACCUCCCAGGCGAAAUUCGUAACCACAUCUACCACUUGCUCCUCAUCAUCCCACCCAUAUCAACACCCCGUCGUCUAGGAAGUGAUCCACACAUAUAUCCACAAAUUCUAUCAGUCUGUCGAAAAGUCCACGAUGAAGCCGAACAAAUCCUUUACGGUGGCAAUGUCUUCAUAGCACAUCCCAAUCUCCUUACGGGACUACCGCGCUUGCGUUGGAAAUAUGAUACUAUCAGCUCCUCCAAAUUGAUCUCUAUCGUCAAAAAAUACUAUAUAAUUGUACGACUGGAUUGCGAUCCGAACUUCUCCGCGAAGAAAGCAGAAGAUGCUUUUAGCGGAGUGGACGAAUUGACAAUAAGGGUUGAGCAAUCUACAUUUCGGGGAUCAGAUUAUAAGGUUCUGAGACUCUUUGAGGGUGUGCGAGGAGUGAAGAAAGUAAGGAUUUAUGGGAGUGUGACUGGCUUUCCUGCAUAUGUUGAAUGGUUGCAGGGAGUGAUGAUGAUGCCAAAGAAUCUUGAUGUUGCUCUGCUUCAAAGCGAGAAGGGUAAUAUCAUCGGCGAGAUUUAGGAUGGAAGUCGAGAUGCUCGGUCUCAUUUGUACUCCCUAGACUUCAUCUGGAAUUCAAGAGUUGUAUCAAAAAUGGGCAGCCCGGGGUUGAAUCCUCAACA